UUUCCCAUUCAGCUAGGACUUGCACCUUGACUUCUGUAAAUAUAGGCAGUUCAGUUUUCGUUGUUAAGGAUGUUGACUUAACAGAGUCUAAAAUAGGAAUCUGGGGGUGUGAGCAGCACAUUUAAAGUUCUUUCUCCUGCAGGUUAUAUUCCGUGGACCCAUUAUUCAACUGACCACUUACAGUAAAGUAUCAGAAUGCUUAAAAUAAAUCCUAGACUUUGUGCUGUUAUAAUGAGUGAAGACUUUCCUGAAAACAGUGAAGCAAGUUUAGACAUCAGUACAGUAGGAGGAGAAGAAAAAGGAAAACUGGUUCACAGGAUUCCACCUCAAAUUCUCAGCUCCCCAGUACAUACCAAAAAGGGUCUUUCUGUGACUGUGGAUGAAGAAAGAUUUCUGGAAAAACCACCCCUAUCUUACAUAGCCUUAAUUGCAAAGGCAAUUCUUUCCUCCCCUACAAAUAAGCUGAAUUUAGCUGCUAUCUACAAAUACAUUGAAGAUAAUUUUCCCUUCUACAGGAACAAAGGUCGAGGCUGGAGGAACAGUGUAAGGCACAACCUUUCACUAAAUGACUGUUUCAUCAAGGUGGGAAGAUGUGAGGAUGGCAAAGGAAACUACUGGAGUAUCCACCCAUCAAACUUAAAUGAUUUUGUUCACGGGGACUUCAGGCAACAUCGAAGGUCACGAAAGCGAGGGCGUCAAAAGGAGCUAGAUCACUGCUUUGAUCUGAAUUAUUUUAUGCCGUGGGGACAAUAUCCUUCCUAUCCAGCAUUGAAUUGGCUUUAUGAAACACAUUAUUUUCUGGAUCCUCUCUGGAAAAUGCUGUAUACUGACAGACUGCAGUCUGUGAGUGAAUACCAAAAAUGGAAUGUAAAUAGUGAUUUAAUCAUGGGGAAGCCUUCCGCUCCACAACAGACUGAUAAACUGCACAGCAUUUCUGGGGACUGGCUUUAUGGAUCUCCUGCUACUUCAGUUAUGCAGCAGAAUAUUUUCCUAAACAUUCAACAGGUUCUCCCUAAUUCUCUUUUCUUCUCUUUUCAAAAGCAGCAGCAAACUGAAGAAUUCAGACACAUCUGUAAGUAUUAGGAAGUAUUUGAAGCACACUAACUUUGCAGGAAGCCUGGGACUCUGUCAAGAAACAAUGUACUAAUAUAUAUCGCACAGUUUUGAACAUCUGUAUGUGUUUAAAGACAGCAGAAGAUCUUACUUACUUAUGUAAGCCCGUAAUAAACAUUGUUUAUUGCCCAAGUGUAUUAGCUCUGAAACGGUAACAAUGAAUACUGGUUUUAACAAUUCUAUUAGUCACUGGCCAUGCAUAGAUU
Messenger RNA from Dryobates pubescens (Downy woodpecker), 1319 nucleotides. RefSeq names its product forkhead box protein D1-like. The transcript has a single exon. Gene Ontology annotation, molecular function: DNA-binding transcription factor activity, RNA polymerase II-specific; RNA polymerase II cis-regulatory region sequence-specific DNA binding. The coding region runs from base 196 to 1083 and encodes 295 amino acids. Lineage: Eukaryota; Metazoa; Chordata; Aves; Piciformes; Picidae. Gene Ontology annotation, biological process: anatomical structure morphogenesis; cell differentiation; regulation of transcription by RNA polymerase II. The record is from RefSeq and is a predicted model, not a curated record.